Phalaenopsis equestris is the source of this 4622-nucleotide messenger RNA. RefSeq names its product eukaryotic translation initiation factor 5B-like. NCBI's taxonomy places the organism in Eukaryota, Viridiplantae, Streptophyta, Magnoliopsida, Asparagales, Orchidaceae. The record is from RefSeq and is a predicted model, not a curated record. The transcript has 12 exons. Gene Ontology annotation, molecular function: translation initiation factor activity; GTP binding; GTPase activity. The coding region runs from base 269 to 4369 and encodes 1366 amino acids.
CCCCUCUCUCCCCGAAACCCUCGCCUCAAUGCUCCUCCCAGUUUCGCCUAGAUACCCUUCACUCUCCUGCGCGAUCCCUCUCCAGGUUUCGCCCGAAACCAUCACCUUCGUUACUCGCCAUACACUCGCAAUUGGAGCUAACUAGGGAGGCAGCGGCGGGAUCAGAGUCCCGAACUCCCAUCUUUCUUCCUUUUCGCACCGCUUCUACCCGAAUAUUUUGUUCAUACUGACUGUCCGGCAGGAUUUGGGUCUAAUCCAGAGGCCAGCGAUGGGUCGGAAGAAGACGGUGAUGAUCGACGACGACGAGUACUCUUUGCCGAUAGACGAACAGCAAGUUCAGGCAUCUGAGAAAGAAAACCGCGCUUCAAUCAACACAGGGUCGAAGAAGAAUAAGAAGGGAGGCGGCGGGGCCAAAUCACAGCGCCAUGGAGGCCAGGAGGAUUUGGAGAUCGAGCAGCUUGCUGGUGCCGAAGACGAGGAGGCGAAGAUGAGCAAAGAUAAUGUUGAAGAGGAAGAUGAACUGAUUUCGAACGUGUUUUCUGGAAAGAAGAAAGCUUCUAAAUCUAAGAAAGACAGAGUUUCUCAAGGCAAUAAUGUUGCUAAUGUUACAGCCAUUGGUAAAGAAGAAGGUAAUCAGCAAGAUGAGGAAGAUGCACCCGUGAUUGUAUCUUUUUCGGGAAAGAAGAAGCCUUCUAAAACCAAGAAAGAGAAAAAUUCCCAAGCUUCCAGUUCCUUUGAUGCCCUUAGCGAUGUGGAAGACAAUCAGGAAGAUGAGUAUGAGGAGAAGCCAAACGCUGUUACAUUCUCAGGUAUGAAGAAGCCCUCUAAAUCCAAUACAGAAAAUAGUUUUCCUACAUCCAGUGCCUUCAAUGCUCUGGGUGAAGACGAAGAUAGCCAGAUUGAUGAUGGGGAAGCCGAACCGCUUACUCUGGCAUUCACAGGUAAGAAGAAGCCUUCCAAAACCAAGAAAAACAAAAGUUCUAAUUCUACCAUCGAUUCCUCUGUUGGAGAGGAAGCAAGAGAAGAUAAGUCUGACCAGCAACCUCCAUCAUUAAAUGAGGCUAAUAGCCAUGAGGAGGCUGAACUGAAAUCAAGUAGACAGUCGGAGCUUGAUGAUACUUAUACAAGAAAGCAGCAACCAAAGAAGAAGAAGAAAGGAGGGAGAACUGCGCAGGAAGAGGAAGACUUGGAUAAAAUUCUGGCCGAGCUUGGGGAGGGGUUACAGUCUACGAGCCUUACAGUUACUCCUGUUGUUCCAGAGGCAAAUCCUGCAGACAACGAACUAAAGGAAGCUGAUGUGGAUUCCAGCAGACAGGAUGGUGCCUUUGAAGAUGCCGCUUCUAAAAAUAAGCAGCAAAAAAAGAAGAAGAAGAAGGGUGGGAGAACUUUCCAGGAGGAGGAGGACUUGGAAAAGAUCCUUGCUGAACUUGGAGAUGGUCCGCAAACUGUUCCAUCCUCUUCUGCUCCACCUUCAGAUGUCAUUAAAGGGUCAGUAAAACUUGAGCCCGUACAAUCCAAGGUUUCUACUGAUAUUGUUCCUGAUGAGAAGGAAGGAGAAGCAGAGGAGGUGGAGUCAGCAGCUGCUAAGAAGAAAAAGAAGAAGAAGGAGAAGGAGAAGGAAAAGAAGGCAGCAGCUGCUGCAGCUUCUGCUGUUACUGUUGAGGAGGAAAUUAAGGAAGAGAAGAAGGAUGCCGCAAAGGGAAAAGCUGCUGACAAGAAAUUGCCUAAGCAUGUUAGAGAGAUGCAGGAGGCUUUGGCACGAAGGAAGGAGGCCGAAGAGACGAAGAAAAGAGAGGAAGAGGAAAGGCUGCGAAAGGAGGAGGAGGAGAGAAAGAGGUUGGAAGAGCUGGAGAGGCUUGCUGAAGAGGCAAAGAAAAGGAAAAAGGAAAGGGAGAAGGAGAAGCUGCUGAAGAAGAAGCAGGAGGGAAAACUCUUGACAGCCAAGCAGAAGGAAGAACAAAAGAGGUUAGAUGCAAUGAGGAGACAGUUUCUUAGUCAGAAUGAUAAUCUAUCUGCUGAUGUUCCUAGAGAGACCAAAAAAAGACCCAUAUACCAAGCAAAGAAAGCAAAGGCUGCUCAGACAAAGACUGGAGAUCUGGAAAAGGUAACAGAAUCCCAAAAUGAGGUUGUUGAGCUUGAUGUGGUUCAGCCUGAUGAAGAUGAUAUGGUCGAGGAGACCUUAUCUCAGCACACAGAAGUUCAGGAUCAGCCCGAAGAUAAACAAGAGCAAGAAGAAUCUGAAACUAUGGAAGAAGAUGAAGAAGAUGAAGAGUGGGAUGCUAAAAGCUGGGAUGAUGUUGAUGUAAAAUUGCCUGGGACAAGUCCUUUUGCUGAGGAGGAUAAGGAGGAGUUGAAUGCAGCAACUUUUAUUGCAAAAGGUGGAGAACAUGGCCCAUCUUCAGCUCCAGCUGUUGCUCCGGAUGUUGCAACAGCUAAAAGAAUAGUUGACCCUCAAGUUUCUUCAAAGAAGGGCGGUGAAGUGAACGGCCAUGAAAUAUCAGACACUGUUGCAAAGGCUAAAAAUAAUGUUGGAGUUAAGCUGGAAUCAAAUCAUUCACAGGAUACAACAAAAAAGAGCGGCGGCGAACUUCGUUCACCCAUUUGUUGCAUUCUUGGUCACGUGGAUACUGGUAAGACCAAGUUGCUUGAUUGUAUUCGACGCACAAAUGUGCAGGAGGGAGAAGCUGGAGGUAUUACCCAACAGAUUGGGGCUACUUAUUUUCCUACUGAGAACAUAAGGGAGAGAACCAAGGAGCUGAAAGCUGAUUCAACAUUGAGAGUUCCAGGAUUGCUUGUUAUUGAUACUCCUGGACAUGAAUCAUUUUCUAAUUUGCGUUCAAGAGGUUCAAGUUUGUGUGACAUUGCUAUUCUUGUUGUGGACAUUAUGCAUGGGCUUGAGCCACAAACCAUUGAGUCACUUAAUUUACUCAAAAGUCGGAAUACAGAAUUCAUUGUUGCUUUGAACAAGGUUGAUCGACUAUAUGGUUGGAAGAAAUGUCCUGAUGCCCCCAUAAGGAAGGCUAUGAACCAACAGUCUAAUGAUGUUAAAAAUGAAUUCAACAUGAGACUUACUCAGAUUAUAACUCAACUUAAGGAGCAAGGUCUGAAUACAGCUUUAUACUAUAAAAACAGAGACUUGGGGGAGACAUUUAAUAUUGUACCAACAAGUGCAGUGAGCGGCGAAGGUAUACCGGAUCUGCUUUUGCUAUUGGUGCAGUGGGCACAAAAAACAAUGGAAGAUAAACUUACAUAUGUUGAUGAAGUUCAGUGUACUGUGUUGGAAGUAAAAGUGAUUGAAGGAUUAGGAACCACGAUAGACGUGGUGCUUGUUAAUGGUACUCUUCAUGAAGGCGAUCAAAUAAUCGUUUGUGGUAUGCAGGGGCCUAUUGUGACCAAUAUCAGAGCUUUAAUGACUCCUCAUCCUAUGAAGGAGCUUCGAGUAAAGGGAUCAUACAUACAUCAUAAACAGCUUAAAGCCGCACAAGGUGUGAAAAUUUCUGCCCAGGGCCUCGAACAUGCUAUUGCAGGCACUGCCUUAUACGCCGUAAAACCCGGUGACGACAUCGAAGCCAUAAAGGAUGCUGUAAUGCAUGAUGUGAACAAAGUAAUGAGUCGGAUCGACAAGAGCGGAGAGGGUGUUUAUGUUCAAGCCUCGACUUUAGGCUCUCUCGAAGCACUAACAGAGUUCCUAAAGAGCCCCGCCGUUAAUAUUCCCUUUAGUGACUUUAGUAUCGGUCCGGUGCACAAGAAGGAUGUUAUGAAGGCGAGUGUUAUGCUUGAGAGGAAGAAGGAAUAUGCAACUAUCUUAGCUUUUGAUGUUAAAGUGAUGCCAGAGGCACGGGAGCUCGCGGAGGAGUCGGGUGUGAGGAUUUUUGUGGCGGAUAUAAUCUAUCACUUAUUUGAUCAGUUCAAGGCUUAUAUCGAUAAUUUAAGGGAGGAGAAGAAGAAGCAGAGUGCAGAGGAGGCUGUCUUCCCAUGUGUUCUUAAGAUCAUGCCGAAUUGUGUUUUCAACAAGAAGGAUCCUAUAGUUUUGGGGGUGAAUGUUCUUGAAGGUAUUGCGAAGAUCGGAACCCCAAUUUGCAUUCCUUCGAGGGACUUCAUCGAUAUAGGAAGAAUUGCUUCGAUCGAGAUAAACCACAAGCAGGUUGAUGUGGCUACAAAAGAUCAAAAAGUAGCCAUUAAGAUAGUAAGCAACAAUGCUGAAGAACAACAGAAGAUGUUUGGAAGGCAUUUUGAAAUAGAAGAUGAGCUCGUUAGUCACAUCUCAAGAAGAUCCAUAGAUGUACUAAAGACAAAUUACCGGGAUGAUUUGUCCAAUGAUGAAUGGAGGCUAGUAGUCAAAUUAAAGAAUGUUUUCAAGAUACCUUGAUUCAAGGAAUGAGAUGCAGUGGGUGCUGAACUUAUCCUCAUGUUGGGUCGGGUCGGGUCGGGUCGGGUCAGGUGAAGCUCGAAUAAUUGUGUCUUUUGACUGCGAAGGUAAUUCCAAUGAAUCCACCAGAGCUCAAGGCCAUCCAUUAAGCACACACACACCAGCAUAGUCUGCUGCAUAAACAAUUCAUGAUCAUCCUCACAUGUUACUUUUCCUUUUUUUUUUACUGUCCUUUCUCCCUUAAUUUUCAAAA